This is a messenger RNA of Aplosporella prunicola CBS 121167, 1980 nucleotides long. RefSeq lists its product as uncharacterized. Gene Ontology annotation, biological process: transcription initiation at RNA polymerase I promoter. The record is from RefSeq and is a predicted model, not a curated record. Gene Ontology annotation, molecular function: RNA polymerase I core binding; RNA polymerase I general transcription initiation factor activity. Bases 1 to 1980 code for a protein of 659 amino acids. Gene Ontology annotation, cellular component: nucleus. The transcript is spliced from 2 exons. NCBI's taxonomy places the organism in Eukaryota, Fungi, Ascomycota, Dothideomycetes, Botryosphaeriales, Aplosporellaceae.
AUGGCGUCAUCGACGGCAACUCCAAUCGCCAGCCUCAAGCGAAAGUACACCACAGAAACCGAUUCCGAAGACGACGAAUUUGCCGUGAGUCAGGCAAAGCGACACAAGGUCGCAUUCGACCCCGCGGUCGAAGUUCGCAUCCUGGAAGAUUACGAUGAGAAGGGCCUGGAGCUCGUACGCGAGGAAGUGAAACGCGGCAUAGAGAAGCACGUAGCAGGCGAUAGCGCUGGAUACGACCAGAUCAAGCAACUCUUCACCACCAAACCCACUGCCUCAGAUGCUCCAUCGACCAAGCUGCUGUCAAAAUAUGUGGUUGCGCUCAUCAGCAAUGUGAGCCUGCUCAACAAGAACUGCUCCGGGCUCGUUCACGCGAUACUGGACUGUCAGUGGUUGACACGCGACGUGUCAUUCAAGACGCUCUACAUCACUCUUUUGGGGAGCUUGAUGUCGGCGCAUGGUGGCUACACCGCGCAGGUUCUUCAAAUGCUCGUGAAGUACUUUAUUGAACUACCAUCUCCCAACAUCCGCCAUGCAUCCGACCCUGCGAUAAAGCGUCUGCAACUGAGGCAACGUGUUCACCAGUCUCUGAAGCACUUACUUAAGCUUAUUCCUUCCGCAAGUGGCGUACUUUCGGGUAUUCUGGCAACUGCUUUCCCGUUCUCCACGGACACUUCAAAAGCACAUAUCGAUUACAUCCAAAACAUGCUUGACCUGACAGCAUACGCGCCGGAGCUUAAAGGCGCCGUCCUCGCAUUGAUAACUGAGCGGCUCGUCAAGAUAGACGUCCAAAUUCAGGUCGAUAUGGAGGAUCUCGAAGAAGAUAUCGAGGAAGACCUGGUACAAGAGGUCAUGGCGAAGAAGAUGGGCGACGAAACAGACGACGAAGAUGAGGCGGAUCCUGAUGACAGCGAUAAUGAAUCCGUAUCGAGCGAGGACAGCAUCGCCGACGAUGAGAAGCGCAUCAAGGACCUCAAGGCGUCUGUCAGCAAGAUGGAUUCCAUUCUCGACAUUCUCUUCGAAUACUACCAUCAAAUCUUCGUCAAGAGCACCGUUGUCGAUGCUGAGGAGACCUUUGAGCUUCUGCUAUCCCAGUUUGCCAACACAAUCCUCCCGACAUACCGCUCGCGCCAUACUCAGUUUCUCCUCUUUCACUUUGGACAAACGUCGCCUGUCCUUAUCGAUAGGUUCGCUGGUGCCUGUGCCCAUCUGGCUUUCGACAAAACUCGUCCACAAAUCAUGCGUCUCGCGGCGGCUGCAUACUUGGCUAGCUUUAUCGCUCGCGGUGCGCAUGUUCCCGCGUCCACUGUCCGCGACGUCUUCGAUAUUCUGGGUCGCCACCUCGACCACUUCAGAUAUACGCAAGAGGCAAACUGCAAGGGUCCCGACCUCCGGCGCUAUGGCGGCUACUACGCACUGGCGCAGGCACUACUCUACAUCUUCUGCUUCCGCUGGCGGGAUCUUAUCAUCAGUAACACAGACCAGUACCCGGAUGACGAGGACAUUCUGUACGAAGGCGGCGAGGUGACAUGGAGUCCUGGCAUCAAGGAAAUCAUGACACGCAACAUCUAUUCCAAGUUCAACCCUCUGAAGGUGUGCUCGCCGGCCAUCGUCACGCAAUUCGCUCGUAUUGCACACCACCUCCGCUUCGUCUACGUCUACCCGCUCCUGGAGACGAACAAACGGCUGCGUCUGGCGCGCUCCAUCACCUCUGCCAUGAUGUACGGCGGCCUGCAAGAGCGAGAAACCGCGCUCUCGGUCAAGAGCAACGAAAGCGCCCUGCAACUGGACGCAUACUUCCCCUUCGAUCCGUACAACCUGCCACGCAGCAAGCGAUGGGUCGAGGGCGACUAUAACGAGUGGAAGAGUAUCCCUGGCCUCGACCAGGAGAACGAAGAGGACAGUGACUCCGAGUCACAAAUUGACGAGUCUGACGACGAAGAGAGGUACGAGGAGGGCACUGCCACCGAGGUCAGCGGAUGA